UUCCCAUUUACUGCGACGUCCUAGGUACAGAUGAGUUCCUCCUUUCGUUCCCUUCCAUGUUAGACCUUCAACACAAGCAUUUCCUUCUUCCGCACUAGAGCUCUCACGUCCAGGCUGAAAAUAUAUGUAUCCCACCGUUCGAUCCUCGGACGCCUCCAUAUACCGACAGAAUCAUAGGUCAACUUUAGUUCACAUCAUGUGAUGAAAGUGUAUUCUUUAUCGUGAUGAAUGUCAAGGCUGAUGGGAAUAUUGGACCUUGACUUCCUACUGAUUUGACUGGCGUUUGGGCAACUGGAGGAUUGAAAACAGCCAGCUCGAAUACGCUACAAUAUUCGCCGUCGCUUUGAAACUGAUCCGAUUGUUACAAUGGGGUCACUGCAAUCACGUCUAAGCGAGCCUCGUACUUAUCCCCAAGUCAUUAUUUCUGCCUUGACUGAGAUAGGAAAGGUAGAAUCAUCGAUUCCAGUUCCGAAUCAACGAUCCUACACGGGUAGAAAACCCGUCAUAACUUCUUCUCUCGCCAAUACUACCUGUACCAGCAUAGGCGUCGUCGGGCUUUUAGAUCAACUCAACACCACCCUCGGAACAUCAUACACGCUGAACAAUUCCUCCUUACAUUCCAUUCUCGAAAGCUGUAUCUCGAGGAAAUAUGAUUUUGGCACCGCAUACGGCCGUCUACGCCCAAUCUGGUACAACGCCAACUGGAGCGCCAUACAGAAUGAACUACGCAUACGUGAAGAGAGGGACCAGAAUAUGCGACGAGAAGCGCUCGUGGGCAAUUGGAUCGUAAAUCCGAACAUGCCCCCUCGACGCGUAUGGGAUCUUUAUAGCAACCGUGUGGUACCACAGUGGAUCAUCUCUGAGAAGAAACCAUGGGCGAUAUCGUACGCUUGGAUGAGCCCUGAACAUCGUGUUCAAGUCAACACACCCAUAAAUGCACACGAAUGGCCAGUUCCCAUUCAUAAAGAUGGCAAUUUGGAUCUCGUCCGAAUUGAGAUGCUGAACCUAGGCGCGGAAUACAUCUGGUUGGACGUUCUCUGUUUGAGACGACGUGGAAAAGAGGAGAAUGAACUUCUGCGUGAGGAGGAAUGGAAGCUCGACGUAUCCACUAGCGGGUAUGUGUAUCACGAAACCGAGAUGGUCGUGUACUACUUCUGUGGGCUGGGAGGGGCCUUCAGCUUGAAAAUGGACGACUUGGAUAGUCCCCGUUUUUGGCUGAACCGUGCGUGGACGUUACAGGAGAUCAGCAGGAAGUGGAUUAUAGGCGGGGUCACUGACGAUGGAGCAGGGAUGACCCCGCAGACAGCCGCGGAGCAGGAUCACAAGGCCGUACUAGACAGGAUCAACGAACAAUUGGAGUCCCUGGUAGAUACCGUACACCGCGUCGACAAUGUGUUCGACUUGCUAGUGCAUCUUCGCCAGCGCAAGUCGGAGCAUGCGGUGGAUCAUGUUGCGGCAUUGAUAUUCCCUUUACGGUUCAAGGCAAUACCAACGUAUGAUGAGACACAGUCUGUCGAUGCUCUUUGGUUGGCGGUGGUGAAUACGAUGCGGACGAAACACAGGGGGGAUAUGUUCUUCCUGUAUCCUAGACCUGGGAGCGAACAUACUUGGAGACCGUCAUGGAACCAAGUCAUGACUGAGAGGCGUCUGCCGAUAGGUAGGGUCAGCCUGUACGCGGAUGUGGAGCGCGACGAAGAGACGAAUGCUGACUGGUACGACGGGAUGUGCAUUGAAGAGGGCCGCGUACAGGGAUUGGGUGCGGAAGAUCCGAAAGGACUGAUACGACGGGGGAAGCUAGUUGUCAAAGAUGACACUGGAAAGUCUCAUUCACUCGGAAUCGUCGCCGCUCAUCUGUAUGAGAUAUCUGACGACUCGUACACAUUGAUAGCCAGCAGCCAAGGGAAAAGUGGAGCAUUCGUGACCCGUGCGCCAUGGACAGAAAUUCAUUGGGUCGCCGGACGAAGAUUGUCAGGGCAGAAGUUCGAGAAGGUAUCAGUGUUCACCAUGACGGAUGCAAGAGAGAUACAAAGGUUGAAGAAAUUGGGAAUCGCUAAACGGUCGAUUAGGAACUAUCUUGUUUAAUAAAAGUGAUAUAUUUGUAGUUGCCACGUUUCCGAUACGGGAUGGAUAAUAUUAUGAAGAAG
Molecule: messenger RNA, 2144 nt
Organism: Guyanagaster necrorhizus
Lineage: Eukaryota; Fungi; Basidiomycota; Agaricomycetes; Agaricales; Physalacriaceae
Exons: 4
Coding region: 367-2082 (571 amino acids)
Source: RefSeq, a predicted model, not a curated record